UUUUCCUUCUUUUUGAUAGGCGAAAAGCGGUCAUAAUGAAUUUAAAAGCUUUCGAUUUGAAGUCUGUUUUGUCAAUAACCGCUUUGAAUCAGCUGGGAAUUCAAGGAGAGAUUUGCUGCGUGGAAGUCUCGGGAAGCGAUUUGUUUGUUGGAACUACUGCUGGGUUUAUUUUUGGUGGACUGUGUUCAGAAAGCCCAUCACCCACAACACCUUCCGAAGUCGAUGUUCGUGUGAAGCGUAAAUGUCACAAGCAGCUCAACACGAAAAAAGGAGUGACGGCGAUGGAAUCAUCAUCCGCCAUCAGCAAACUCCUAGCGGUUAGCGAUGGUUGUCUUUACAUGCUUUCGACUGUGGAUCUUGAGAUCUACUGCGAUGGUUCCCCUCUGCUGAAAAAUGUGCACGGGAUCUGUGUUAAUCAUUGCGCUUCGACGGAGAAUCCCUUUGAAAUCCAGGUUUGUUUAGCCCGGAAAAAGACACUGGACGUUUGCCUGAUAUCGGAUGAAGGUGUGAAGGUGUUGAGGGAAAUCGGAACUGGUCCUAGUCGUUCGUUACAUCGUCUGAGUAUGGCUGGUGACUUCGUUGUUGCGGCUUAUUCUACGGGUUACGUGUCGUACGACUGGCGAAAAGGUCACAGCGUCACGCUGAUAACUUAUAAUGACGCCGAACUUCCCCGUCCGUAUGUUUGUUGGGUUCAGAACGAUGAAUUCAUGAUCAGUGCUCCCGGAGGCCUUGGAGUUUUCGUCAAAGCAAUGGGCGUAUCAGAAAAACCGCCGAUCGUGUGGCUGAACGACGUCGUAGCAGCGGCAUAUAUAAAACCUUACGUUGUUGCCGCCGACGAAAAAUCGAUGGCUGUCUACGGAUCUUCUGACCAGCAGAGGAAACAAAUCGUCUCUGUUCAUGGUGCCAAGGGACUCAAAGUGUUUGAGGGUCGGCUGUUCCUGUGGUCCGAGUCUUCUGUGUAUAAUCUUCCUUCCAUUGGCUGGCGGGAUCAAGUUUUGAGUUUAUUAGAGGUUGCGAUGAUAGAAGACGGUCUGAAACUGGCGCAAGAAUAUGAAGACGCGUGCCAACCGGAAGAUUUGGAAUUUUUCCAUCGUUUCGCUGGUUUCGUGUGUGUAUCCAAAGGGGACCUGGAAACAGCCAAAUCUCAUUUUGGCAACUGCGAUCUAGAUCCCCGGGUUCUGCUCAGGCUUUUCGGGGAUCUCUCUGCGGGCUUUUUCGAAGAAAUCGCGAACGAUAUCCCAUGUUCGUAUGAAUCUUUAACUACGCUUUGUGGUAGCGACGAAGAGAGGAAGAAUCAGCUGCGAGACUUCACGAUGGAAUUUUCCUUACGAGCCUUGGAAACGGGUCGUUCUUCAUCACACGAAGUCGUGGUCGGAGUGUUUAAGCUCCUCACGGAGAAAGAGAAAACGGAGGAGCUGAUAAAUUUCGUAUCCCGUUGGCACAUAGAGCUGGAGAAAGACAGAAAUCUUUGCCUACAAUGGCUGGAUUCCCGAAAUCUUCCGGAAAUCCUGGCUCUCUUCCAGACAUGCCUGGGGGAUCACGCGUCAGCUUUGCCUUUGUGGAAGGAAUUGCUGAAGAGCGGAAUCCCCCACGUUCAUCAGGACGAUAUUCUUUCGCAGCUAGUCAAUAUUUUGAACAGGCUUUCAAAUGACAGCUGUGUGAUAUGGAAUUACGCCGCAUUGAUAUUUGAGAUAAACCCGGACAAAGGACUGGAGAUGCUUCUGACUUUUUCCGAAUCUUCCGAGAGCUUGACUUCGUGUGAUGACGUGGUAGACUUCCUUGAGAAAUUCCCGGAUCAGCGCAUUAGUUUCCUUGAAAAUAUUGUGAUGGCUAAAAAAUCUACGAAAGAGAAGUACCACACGCAGCUUACAAAAGCCUAUCUAGAGGCUGUGUUGAGGGAGCGAAAAGAAAAGUCGAAUGCAAAAGUAGCCGAGUUGCGGGAAAAAUUGCAAGAUUUUCUAAUCAGAUCCGACGAAUACAGAGUGCAUUUGAUGUUGAACCUGUUCCGAACCUCGGAUUUGUCGGAAGAACAAGCUAUUGUUCAUGGAAAGUUGGAAGACCACGUAGAAGCCCUUAAAAUAUUCGUGCAUCAGCUUCGUAAUCAUGAUGGUGCUAUCAAAUAUUGCUUGAGGAUGAGUGAACGCAAAUCGAAAGGAUAUAGACAAAAACUUUUCCUCCUCUUGCUGAAACUGCACCUUGAUCCGGCGAUAGAUGACACUUUACGAGCCGAACUGAAACCGAGAACGUUGCAGCUUCUCCGUGAGCACCGAGCCGAGUACCUGGACUCGGCAGCAGAGGUACUGGGACUACUUCCGAAAGACUGGCCGGUGUCAGCCGCCGCUUCCUUGUUCCUAUGGUCGUCUGUGCGUUACAACGUGCACCGGAAGCGAGUCCUACAGCUGCAAGCCAGUUUAUCGCGUGCUGUCUUGCUGCACAACCAGUAUGCCCGUUAUUUGUUGUGCAAAGAUCCUGUGUUGUUGAAAAGAGACAGGUUUUGUUGCAUCUGCCAGAAGCCGUUUGUGCAGGCUUCGUUUGCACGUUACCCGAACGGUGUCGAGACACAUGUGGAAUGUGCGAGAAAUCACAACGUUUGUCCGAUUUCCGGAAAGGUUUUCAGGGUUUCUUCACGAGCCGUGCAGUGAAUUUCGAGCUGGUUUAUUGUUUUUAUAAACGCGAGCAGUUGAUAACGGGUGCUUGACCGGUCUUUUUUCAUGGAAGUAUAAUUAUUUUCCGAGCAAGUUUAAUUUGCUUAGAUUUUUCUUUGCCUUUAUCGUUUUUUGUUCAACUCCUAGACUUCGAGCGAGUUAAAGUUUAGUGGAAACCCGAUCGUAAUAGACAAUGGAUAUUUAGUCGGAAGUAUUGUUCGGAGCUUGCGCGCUCAGCGGGAUUCAACAUUUUGAUAAUAGAGGAGGCGAAACCAUUGCCUUCGCUGUUUCGGAUGUCCAAAAAGUUAUUGUACCGUGAGAGAUGUGAUGGAUUUCCUUCUUGGUUCUUCUUAAAGACGAAUCGUUUCAACGUCGGUAGAUACUGUAUCACUGCCAGUCACGAUAAUGUUUUGAUCUCACACCGACUCUUCUCUUAAUUAGCAUCUCUAAACACUCAUGUUUGGAUAUUAUUUCUCAUUUACCAUCGAGUGUCACUUCGAUCUGCGUUUAAAUUGAAAUUAGGAUGCUUGUUUCUCCUGUAUAGUGGCUUUUUGGACAGCCUGUAUUAUCGGUGUCCGUGGUGCAAUUGUGCUGUUUUAAACCUGUGAAUGUUUUCGCGUGCCAUUUCACCGCGAAAGAAAAGUUAGCAUUCCGUGCCUUUUGCGCUCGGUGGGUGACGAAGGAUCUCAAAAAAGAAGAAAACAACGUGGAUUUGAUUCA
Molecule: messenger RNA, 3365 nt
Organism: Notodromas monacha
Lineage: Eukaryota; Metazoa; Arthropoda; Ostracoda; Podocopida; Cyprididae
Source: the annotation of a GenBank genome assembly